Vespa mandarinia (Asian giant hornet) is the source of this 1845-nucleotide messenger RNA. RefSeq lists its product as uncharacterized. Lineage: Eukaryota; Metazoa; Arthropoda; Insecta; Hymenoptera; Vespidae. The record is from RefSeq and is a predicted model, not a curated record.
AUUGCAGAUUAAAACGAGAGUCAGCAUUUAAUGAUUGGUUAAUUUAUAUUUUUCAUACGAACGGGACGAAUAUAACCUCUAUUAUAAUAUGACGUUCGCUUGUAAAGUACGUGGUUGUUUAUCAGAUCAAAAUACGAAAAUCGACGGUCGAGAAAUAUCAUUAUUUGCUUUUCCAGAAGAUGACACGAGACGUCAGCAAUGGAUCAAAAACUGUAGAUUAGUUCUUAAUUCCUGCGAUGGAAAUGAUUCUUUAUAUGUUUGUGAAUUACAUUUUGAAAAAAAUUAUUUUACCGCAUCCAAUGAAUUGAAAACAAAUGCAAUACCAACUAUUUUUCGCAAUGGUGAAGAUUUGCAAAGAAAACGAAAAGCUGAAAAUAAUGAACAAGUGGAAUCUUCAAAGAUCUUACCAUCGAAGCAAAAAAAUUUAGAUGAUGAUUCUCAUAGCUUGGUAACACCUCCACAAAGCCCAUUUACACAAUUAGGAGAAAAUAUUGAAGAAUCGAGUUUAGAAAAUAAAACUAUUAAUGCAUUCAAGGAACCAGUAAAUGGUACUGGUCCAACUACAUCCACGCCAUAUAAAGAAAUGGAUAUUGGAAAAAAUAUAUAUCGUUUAACAAUACAGAUAGAAAAGAUACACGCAGAGCCAGAUUCAGACACUAAGGAGCCAGUAAUAUUAUCUAAUCAGGAAGUAGAAGAUUUUGCUAUUUCGAAUAAUGAGAUGCUAAUAUUCAAGGAUGAACCAGAAAUGAACGAUGAACCUCCCGCCGAAAAAAUGGUAAAAAUUAGUAAAGUAAAAAAACCACCAUGUAUCAAAGGAGGAUGCAAAUUAAAAAAGGCCAUGUAUGGAACGAAACCGGCAUUCCAAUGCGAGGAAUGUAACAAAUAUUAUGUUAUGAAGAAAUGUAACGCGCAAAUAGAGAAAACCAAUGUUUGUUCCGUAUGUCAGAAGUCUUUUGCAUCGCCGCAAUCACUGUACCUUCAUGUUAAAAAACAUUUUGUUUGUGAUAUGUGCCUGACCGAAUGCAGUUCGCGAAUGUCAUUUGAUAAACAUGCUAAGUCACAUGUAAGCACUGAUCCUUUAUUUCCUUACAAAUGUCACAGAUGUUUUGAAAUAUUUGAUACCAAAGACGAAAUAAGGAAUCACUACGUUCUUAUGCAUCCUUCGAUAAAACUCGAAGGUAUUGGCAGAGCAAAAGUAUCGCCUGUAACGGUUCAAGUACCUCAACAAGAAUAUUUAUGUCCAACAUGUAAUAUUACUUUUAGAAACGAGCAUGCAUAUAGAAAUCAUGUUAAUUGUCAUACACAAAAAGAAGGAAUACGUUGCAACAUAGCUGAGCCAAGUAAUAUAAUAUCUGUACCAACACCAUUAACUGGCGGUCAAAUAGGUAUUUUGCGAGCAGUGACGUUCAGUUGUAGAGUAUGUUCGAAAGAAUUUGAUAACGUUGCUGAAGUCGAUCAACAUACGAGAACCCAUUUGGAGAGCGGAGAACAUAAGUGUAAUAUUUGCAAGAAAAUGUUUAAAACUAGUGCGCAACUAAAUGAACACUUGAAGCACCAUCUAUCGCGUGCACAUCCAUGUCCCAUAUGCCCUAAAGCAUUUAUCAAUAGAACUACUUUGAAAAUACAUUUGAAAACGCAUGGUGAUUCAUAAUUUAUAUCGACUAUUUGUGUUUUUUUUUCUCCCUGAAAUACUAAAGCUAAAGGAACUCUAAUUCAAAUAAAUCUACCGUAAACUGGUGCGAUAGAAUUUAUCAAUUUUAAAGAUGUCUGUACAGUAAUAUCACAAUUGUAGGUAUAUUUUAAUCAUAUGUUCAUAUAAGCCAUUAAAUAUUGUGUACAAAGUUU